This is a messenger RNA of Oryza brachyantha (malo sina), 1319 nucleotides long. Its product is annotated as putative E3 ubiquitin-protein ligase SINA-like 6. Lineage: Eukaryota; Viridiplantae; Streptophyta; Magnoliopsida; Poales; Poaceae. The transcript is spliced from 2 exons. Gene Ontology annotation, molecular function: zinc ion binding. Bases 40 to 936 code for a protein of 298 amino acids. The record is from RefSeq and is a predicted model, not a curated record.
CUCCCUCCCUUGUCAGAGGAAGAGAGAGAGAGAGAGGCCAUGUCGCCCCCCCUCCCCAGCAAGAGAAGCUCUCCCAUGGAGGAAGUGGAGGAGGAGAGCAAGAGGAGGAAGAUGUCGUUGCGCUCGUCCGAGAAACCAGCCCAAGAAGAACAAGAGGCGGUUGCUUUGAGGCGCCCACACAGCGAGAUCUCCGUCAAGAUGGAUUCCUACGUUCUUGACUGCAACAUCUGCUUCGAGCCCCUCAAAUCACCGAUCUUUCAGUGUGAGGUUGGACAUGUUAUAUGUUCUGUGUGCCUCCCAAAAAUAGGCGAAAACUGUCACAUGUGCUGCAAAGCAACUCGCUAUAGCCGUUGCUUUGCACUUGAGCAAUUUGUCGACGCCAUCAAGGUGCCAUGCUCGAAUGCAAAAUAUGGUUGUGACAAGUUCAUUGCAUACAACCAGAAAGAGAAACAUGAAAACAUGUGUAUACAUGUGCCAUGCUUCUGCCCAGAGAAUGGCUGCUCUUUCAGAGGGUCAACAGCAUCACUUUUAGAUCACUUAAUCACCAAGCAUGAAUGGUCACCUACCAAUUUUCAGUACAACAAACCACAGAAGAUUUCCAUGGCACAAGACCGUCAAUAUGUUCUCUUUGUCGGGGAAGACUUGUCGAUGUUCCUCCUAGCGAACAUUUUGACUGACAUCGGCAAUGCUCUCACCAUGGUCUGCAUCGGGUCUCACGAUUCUGGUCCAAGUUAUUCAUCCAAGAUCUCAGCUGUUGACCGUGUUGCCCGUGAGAAAGGCACGUUUGUGUUUCAGAUGGAUCCUCUUGUGGCAAGCAGUUCACUGUUGGGUGGAGUUCGAUUGGGCAAAUUCUUUCUAUUAGUCCCUCCAGAACUAGUUGAUGAGUCAACACACGAGCUCACCGUAAAUGUUCGAAUUGACAAGAUCAAGCCCUGAUCUGAUCACUUGGCUAUCUUGACAAGCAAUGGUGUCUUGAGAUUUUUGGGCUUCAUAUGGAUCCUGAAGGUAACAUCACAAAAAUGAGAUAGAAAAGCUGAAUUGCUGAGCAUACGAUUAGAGUCAUUCUGUAGCUGUUGCUGUGCCUGAUGUUAGAGAUAGUUAUAACUCGUGAUGGUUGAAUAACCUCUCUACUUUUUUGUACCUGACCAGUAGUAUCUCACAACUCUAUAUUAUAUAUAUCGGCUUUUGUAGCGAGCAUUCUUCAGUGUGGUCUAAUGGUACCAAUUGACAACUGGAUGUUGAACUCUUUUUUAGAAAUGUCUGCUGCUACCAUUGGGCUGUUCUAUGACCAUUAUUUCGAUGUUACAUUUGAAAUUGUU